This is a messenger RNA of Suricata suricatta (meerkat), 2229 nucleotides long. RefSeq lists its product as uncharacterized. The transcript is spliced from 5 exons. Lineage: Eukaryota; Metazoa; Chordata; Mammalia; Carnivora; Herpestidae. The record is from RefSeq and is a predicted model, not a curated record. Bases 1 to 606 code for a protein of 201 amino acids.
AUGCACCAUGCCGAGGCCCUAACCCAAGUAACCAAAGUCGAACAAGCCUCCGGAGAUACGAAGACCAGCUGCGGGCAGAGACGUCACUUCCUCUCCGGUUGCCCUGGAGCCUUUUGGAAGCUGAGAACGCGAGGAGUUUCUCUGCUCCUUUCCCCUUACAGAUGUUUGCUUCUGCUGGAGUGCAGUCUGACAGAGCGGCUUCGAGGCUCUGCAGCCAGGCCAGGGGCUUGUUGGUGCCGUGGAAUCCCUCAGGUAGCUGAGAAGCUCGUGGAAUCUUCUUACUGGAAACGGAAGACUACGCUAUCCCACUUAAUCCUCACAAGCACCUUGCCGGUAGAGGAAGAAGCUCUGGGCGUCCAAGGACCGGAGCCGGAAAACGAUGGGGCUUCCAAGAAUCACUUGCUGCGGUAUUUGGUCCCCCAGCCGGGGCGCUACCCAGGAGAAACACAGCGCAUGCCCUCUUUGGAAUCUGGUAUUUAUAUCUCGUUCUUACAGCGCAUCUCAACUUGCUACAUUCCAAGUGCUCAAAAGCAACGUAUGGCGAGGGGCUACCAAAACAGUUUUUUGAUCGACUUCAUCGGUCCAAUUCUGAAAAGAAGGCACUAAAAGUCUUCCAGUAGCUUGUAUGUUAGGGGCAGUUCUCCAUCCAUCUCUAAUACGUGUUGACCUUGUAUUGGUUGCUGUGUUGUGACUAUGUUUUCUCUGUAAAAUAUGUCCUGCAUCAAGGGACGUACCUCUCUGUACUGAUAGGUGCUUUUCAUCUCCCGUUGUGCUUUGCCUACUUGUAAGCAUUGUGUCACCUUCUUUCUGGUGUGCACGCUCCUUUUGCUCCAUCCUGCACCGCCUAGUAUCGCGAACCUUCCUUCUGUGGCUUCUCUCCACUCAACUGAGUCAGCGACUCUGAGUCGCUGCUUCUUUUUAUGGGCCUGUCUCUCCUUCCACGAACUGGCGUUUUCACCUUCAACUCUUUCUCCUGCCUCGAGGUAUCUGCUUAUUUAUGGGCUCUGCCGCCUUAUAACUUUGGCUCCUGCUGACCCCUUAGAACCCAGCCAACCUCCCCGCUCUGCCUCCGCAUCAUUUAUAUCCUACAUCGAACUCCCCACACUUGCCUGGAGCAAAUGUUAAAGAUACUGAUUCUCUGGUGCCCUUCCUUGGCCAUUCUAUUCUCAAGGUCAGAGCUUAACAAUCUGUAUUUUAGCAAUCACCUUCCAAGUGCUUCCUGUGACCCAGCAACUGGGGGGCUGUGCCCAUUCCCAAGUCACUUCCCUUCCACCAAAUGGAAUAGUCUUCCUGGCAUCAGGUAAAUCUGGCAGAAGAUCUGAGGGACCCCAAGGAGCAAAGAGGGGGUGAUCCCAUUGUGUUAGAUUGUUUCAGUGAGUUCCACCGCUCAGUGACUUAUCACAGAAGUUGACAGAUGUGUUUUUCCUGAUGAAAUCCCUCUCUGUACAGAUAUCCUUUCACUCACAGCCCGCCCAUCUCUGCUGAAGAGUUAGUUUGUUUUUGUUUUUUUAAAUUGUAAUGUUGGCUUCUUUACUUUUUUGGGUGGGAGGCAAUAAGGCUCUGUUUGCCAAAGAAAUGGAGGGAAAUGUUUCCAGUCCUCUUUAAUUGAAACAAUCUCCUAUGCAAACAACAAAAAAUUAAGCCAUGGAGGCGCCUCUGCAGAAUUGAGGGGUAAUGACCCCAGCUUAAGAUAGAAGGCGAUGAUCCGUUUCAUUGUCUAAAGCCGUAAGCAUCUGUCACGUGUGGAAGGUUCACUGCAAGAGCUGCCAGAGCGGGGAGAGGGGCUCUCUUCCUCCUUCCUGCCUUCUGCCAGUCCUCUAUUGCCUCUCUUUUGUCAGAGAGGGGAAAGGCCAAAAGUGGGUGGGGCAGCAAGAGUCAAGGGGCGUGUCCUGAGCAUGCCCUGACCCCACUCCAUUCUUUAGGAUUUUAAGACAUCCCUGCCAAGCCCAGGCCCCCGCCUCCGACUCCUGUGGGCAUGGCCCACUCAGCAGCUCUCCCUCCAGGAGGGCUGAGUGUGUGUGGCAUGAAGCCACCUCCAUCACUUCUGAGUGAGGAUGCUUAGAAUGUAGAGAGCUUGGCACAGAGGGAGAGAGAAGAGGGAGAGAGUGUGGGCUGAAGGGACGGCUGGUCACCUCCUCAAGGAUGUGUUCCUACAGGUACCCACUUGCCCACCAGCAUCUGCAACCCCUCUCUCAUCUUGUGUAAAUAAAGUUUUAUUAGAACACAGCA